Castor canadensis (American beaver) is the source of this 720-nucleotide messenger RNA. Lineage: Eukaryota; Metazoa; Chordata; Mammalia; Rodentia; Castoridae. The record is from RefSeq and is a predicted model, not a curated record.
AUGCAAGGGGCCGGACUCGCUUCAGUCACCUCCCUGCGGCUACGCCAAGGCCGCCCAUCCUUCCUCCUCUCUGCGUCCUUUCCUCCUCCUAUCCACGUCGCCUUGACAACCGCAUCUUCUUUGGCUGCGUGCGGGUGGGGCAGGGACCACGCGCGCCUCUGCCGCUCACCUGCCGGUCUCCAUGGCAGCCUCCACCCCCGGCGCGCGCGGCGUGGGAGUGCGCGCGCCCGCGUACGCCACCGGCCCAACCGGCGCGUGCGGCGCUUGCAGGAGUUUGGGAUAUUUGAACAGAAAUUGCCACCCAAGAAUCCAACUCACCUUGCUCAGCAGCAAGAACCCUGGUAUCGGCUCAGUUCAACUCCCACGGUCACCUCCAUGAGGCGGGAAUCCUAUUUUUUUGACUCCAAGAUUCCAAAGGAUGACCUGGAUUUCCGCUUAGCAACCUUGUACGACCACCAUACUGGGGCAUUCAAGAACAAAAAUGAGAUACUGUUGCACCAGGAGACCACCCAGGAUGCCUAUGGCAAAAGCCAGUUUCCUGAAGAAUGUCUACCCCCUUCUCCUCUACCACCCAUCACUUUCCUGCCUAACAUCAGACAAUGGAUCAACCCUAAGAAGGAGUCCAUCUAUAGCAUCCAGGGAUCCAUAGUGUCUCCUCACACUGCAGCUACGAAUGGAGGUUACUCCCGAAAGAAUGACGGUGGUUUCUUCUCCACCUAG